UACAGCGGGUCAGUAGCUAAGCAGAGAGCAAGAGAGAGAGACGUGUUAGUGGUGUUCCUCCAUGGAUUGCACGAUGGCUCACGAAACCCUCAGAAACUAUUCCCAUUGCCCGCCUAAGAAGAGGCCCCUGGCGUUCUACAGUGCCCAGACUGAAGACCACGAUGACGAGCAGCCUCAAGACCUGAGCAUCAAGCGGCGGCGCCACGAGGACGACACCUCGACUCAGGCUUCUUCUGUCGACCCUCGCUCACCCUCCCCACGCCUGGCCGCUGCCCCGCCCAGUCCUCCACGUAUGCCCUCACUGGCUGAGUUUUACUUGAAGCUCUUCCAGUCAACAGCCCUCCAGCAGCAACAGCAGCAGCACCAACAACACCAGCAGGCAGAGUGGUGGCCCAGCCCCAUGAUGUGGCCCCUCGUGCCCACCGCCGCCCAUCCCGCCCUAGCUGCCCACCCCAGCCUAGCCGCCCAUCCAACCCUUGCCGCCCGUCUAACUUCACCACAGCCCUCCGAGGAACGUCUGGCCUCGCCCCGCUCUACAGCCUCUGAGGACUCUGGCGUGGGCGCUGAGUCAAUGAGCGAGGACGAGAUUGACGUAACGAGUGACAGCGACGCCUGCCGGAGGAGCAAUGCGGAAGUCUCUUCAGGCCGCGAGGCGCGGUACUCGUGCACUGACUGCGGCAAGUCGUACUCCACCUACUCCGGCCUCAGUAAGCACAAACAGUUCCACUGUGCCGCCCUCGGGGCCAAGUCGUUCGCGUGCAAGCACUGCGAGAAGGUGUACACGAGCCUGGGCGCCCUCAAGAUGCACAUCCGCACGCACACGCUGCCCUGCAAGUGUCAGCUGUGCGGCAAGGCUUUCUCGCGCCCAUGGCUGCUGCAGGGACACAUCAGGACCCAUACUGGGGAGAAGCCCUUCCAGUGCCCGCAGUGUGACCGCUGCUUCGCGGACCGCAGCAACUUGCGGGCCCACCUCCAGACCCACGCUGACGUCAAGAAGUACGCGUGUAGCACCUGCCACAAGACCUUCUCCAGGAUGUCGCUGCUCAACAAGCACACCGAGGCUGCCUGCCCCGCCCGGCCCUCUCAGCAGUAGCGGCAGCAGUGUCCUGCCCCAGGCGGUACAACUAAUCCGGUGGUGGGAGGGAGUCGUCGGGAAAAGUCACCAGUGCCUCUAGUCAGGUGUCGCGCCGUGUACUGGCACCACUUUGUAGUUAUUGUAAGAUAAGGCGAGAAUAAAGAUUUAUAUUUUAUGUUAA
Molecule: messenger RNA, 1256 nt
Organism: Portunus trituberculatus (swimming crab)
Lineage: Eukaryota; Metazoa; Arthropoda; Malacostraca; Decapoda; Portunidae
Product: protein snail homolog Sna-like
Exons: 2
Coding region: 62-1093 (343 amino acids)
Biological process (GO): regulation of DNA-templated transcription
Molecular function (GO): RNA polymerase II cis-regulatory region sequence-specific DNA binding; DNA-binding transcription factor activity, RNA polymerase II-specific
Source: RefSeq, a predicted model, not a curated record